CAAACCACCCAAAAGCCACCCCCAGAAACCGGCGGUCCUUGGGUGUUCCGGAUCUGAGCCAGCAGCUGAGAAGAGGAUGAGCGCCGUGGCCGCCAUGGCGACGUCGUCGCUGAACCCCAACGCGCCGCUCUUCAUCCCGGCGGCGUACCGGCAGGUGGAGGAAUUCUCGCCCGAGUGGUAUGAGCUCGUCAACACCACCGCCUGGUUCCGGGACCACUGGUUCCGCCAGCACCAGCACCACGAGGCCGCCUUCGCCGCCGCCGCCGACGCCGAGCUCGACGUCGCCGCGCUCCUCCCCGACGACUCCGUCGACCUCCUCGACACCGACGACCUCUUCUACGCGCCUGACGUCCACCACCCCCACAACGCCAAGCCGGCGCUGCUGCCCGGGUACGACCUCGACAUGCUCAGGGCGCUGAGCCUCAGCUCCCCCCGGGCCGCCGCCGCGCCGUCGCCGUCGCCGUUGCUGCGCGCCCAGCAGCAGAGGCACGCGGACAGGCCGGCGCACCACGCCAGGGGCGCCGCGCGCCGCGUCAUCAUCCACCAGCCUCGCUAGAAGCAGCCUGCUCAUGGCGGGCCGCCGCCAUGGCUGUUGUGCCUAGUGUAACCUCAAGCAAGUCUAGUCUGUUUCUGUCUGUGUAUACGACUAAAAAAACAACAGAUGGAAGAUUCGGACGAGGCGGCCAGUGCUCUCUCCUCGUAGCCAGCUUCUCCUGUUCCAGCUCAGUUCUUGUUCAUCCAGCAGAGCACCCAAAAAAAAAAAAACAGGCGGAGUGAUGUACUUACUAUUCCUCCUCCUCCUCCUCCCAUGUCCAUGUUGUUGAAUAUAUAUAUGAUGGCAAGCAGCCUGAUCUUUUCAAUUCUUCUUCCAUUACUACCUCGCUUUGCUUCAGUUGUCCUAUGAUUCAGAUGGAACUGAGUUGUCAACGACUCCAGGAUGCUACAUGUGCCGAGCUACUCUCCAGAUGACUUUCGGGAUGUCUAGCUGUCAGCAUCCACUGAAGAAGAAUCGGUCCUUGAAACGAAGGCCGUAGGAAGCACUGAUGGACCACUGAUUUUACCACCAAACAACAGGUGUAACAUAAAGCAACCUACGCCAGUUGCACUGUCUGUCAGCAGGUAUAACCGAUGGUAGUUUAGCAACAGAUUGCAACCAGACUAGCUCAGUUUGCUCCAGAACAUUUGCGCUAUACCAGAUUUCCUAAGUCGCAGCCACUUCAGUCCAUUCCUCAGAAAGCCACAAAGAGAAGUCCAUGUCGGCCGCACACCUUCCUUACAGACGUCAGGACGACUCCUUGACAGGGACAUGACACCUUCAAAACGAAUAAUUCGAAGCUUUUUAU
Messenger RNA from Zea mays, 1343 nucleotides. RefSeq lists its product as uncharacterized. The transcript has a single exon. The record is from RefSeq and is marked validated. The coding region runs from base 77 to 556 and encodes 159 amino acids. Lineage: Eukaryota; Viridiplantae; Streptophyta; Magnoliopsida; Poales; Poaceae.